Marasmius oreades (fairy-ring Marasmius) is the source of this 2736-nucleotide messenger RNA. RefSeq lists its product as uncharacterized. Lineage: Eukaryota; Fungi; Basidiomycota; Agaricomycetes; Agaricales; Marasmiaceae. The transcript has 3 exons. The record is from RefSeq and is a predicted model, not a curated record. Bases 1 to 2736 code for a protein of 911 amino acids.
AUGACUUCCAACCUGAAACGCAAGUGCAAGUUUGAAUGCACAGUCUGCUGGAAAUACCGCGGAUCUACGACGCAAGCUCUCCGACUACACCAAUCUCAUACAGGUUGUGGUGAAGAGCUGAGAAUUCGUACCGAAGCGAACCCCCAACGACGCAAGCCAGUCUGUGGUUUCGGCAACAUAUUUCAAUCUGCCAGUCCGAAACACAAUCAAACGCAAGAUUCUCCUCCACCGGACUUCAGCGGAACACAUGAUUUCCCAACACAUGAUUUCCCAACUCCUAAACGGCGACGAGUUGAGAUGGAAGAGGUAGAAGAUGAGGGUGAUCCUGCGAUUUGUGAUCCACGGCGUUUCAUAUCCGUUGACUUCACGGGUGCUGGAGCGGUCCUUGAGGGUGAUUUUGACACGAGGACCUUUUUCGACAAGCUGAAGGAUGAGAAAAUCGAGAAGGGGGAAACCAUGUGGUUGCCAUUUCAAUCGCGUGAUGAAUGGGAGCUUGCACGCUGGUUAAUGAUGUCCGGUGUUACACACAAUGAUCUUGAUGAACUUCUAAAGCUAUCUAUCGUUCAAAAUGGCAUAGAACCAAGUUUUAGAAAUAAACGUCAAUUCUUCAAGAUAAUUGAUGAGCUUCCAAAGGUUCGAGGGGGUUGGAGGUGCCAGGAGCUAGCGGUUACCGGAAACAUCCUUGAACGGGAUGAAAUUGGAUCUGAAAAGCCCAAAACCGAAGUUCUGGAGCUUUGGAUGCGGGAUCCAGUAGAGUGUAUCCGGGAGCUUAUGCAAGAUCCACGAUUCACAAAUUCCAUGCGUUACGCUCCCGAAAAGGUUUAUACUGAUGCGUCAAUGAGUACUCGUACAUAUAGCGAGAUGUGGACAGCAGAUUGGUGGUGGGCAACGCAGAAACUCUUACCUCAAGGUGCUACUAUCGUGCCGGUCAUUUUAGCCUCCGAUAAAACACAGCUUUCAACAUUUAGUGGCGACAAAUCUGCGUGGCCUGUAUAUCUGACUAUCGGAAAUAUCAGCGCAUCCGUGCGGAAAAAACCAUCAGAAGGAGCCAGUGUUUUGAUUGGCUACAUACCCGUUUCAAAACUGGAAUGUUUCACUUCAGAUGUACGAUCUUUACAGGGUUAUCGCCUCUUCCACGAAAGCAUGCGUAUCCUUCUUGCAUCCCUGGUUGAAGCUGGUGACCCUAUCAAGGGUGGGUUAGAGAUGCUAUGUGCAGACGGAAAUGUGCGGAAGGUAUACCCAUUACUAGCUGCCUACAUCGCCGAUUUUCCGGAGCAAUGCCUUGUUGUUGGUUGCCAGGAGCGGAGGUGUCCGAAAUGUUUGGCAAAGGGAGAUCAGUUGGGUGAUCCCCUUCAUUCCGUCCUACGUGACCCAGAGAAGACACUUGAGGCGUUGAAAGAGUCGGCGAGAGGAAAUCGAGAAAGCGCACAUAGAUAUGGCCUCCGAGACAUUACGCCAUUUUGGAGGGAUCUGCCACUGUGCAAUAUAUUCCACUGCUUCACACCCGACAUUCUACACCAGCUACACAAAGGUGUCUUCAAGGACCAUAUGACUAAAUGGUCAACCGAGAGCGUAUUCCAACCCAAUCAGAGUGCGCGCAAUGCUGAAGUUGAUAUCCGAUUCCAGUCUAUGCCCCGUCAUUCUGACCUCCGACACUUCAAGAAAGGCAUUUCCCUGAUCACGCAAUGGACUGGAAACGAGUACAAGCAAAUGGAGAAGAUACUUUUGGGGGUAAUAGCAGGAGCAGUGCCUCGGGAUGUUGUUGUUUGCAUGCGGGGAGUCCUUGAUUUCAUUCACUAUGCUCAAUUAGAUUUCCAUACAGAUCAUUCCUUGGAGAAAAUGAAAGACGCACUAUGUACUUUCCAUGAUCAUAAGGAGGCGGCCUUCCUUCAUUCUGGCAUCCGUGAACAUUUUAACAUCCCCAAGAUCCAUGCCACAAAGCACUACGUUCCGAUGAUCAAAUCUCAUGGCGUUGCAGGUGGCUUCAACACGGAAUGGUCAGAACGGCUUCACAUCGACUUCGCUAAAAACGCCUACCGAGCUUCCAAUCGAAGGGAGUUCAUCAAGCAGAUGGCAAGGUGGCUUGACCGUCGAGAAUCCAUCCAAUCUUUCGCAAGAUUCCUGAGCUGGUCUCUGGAUGAGCCGGUCAAAGAGAUAACACCACGGAAACACGGCGAGGAAGGCAAUAAUGAGGGAGCAGAGAGAGGCGACGCCGAGUGUGACAGCGACGAUGAACAACUGCCAUCAAUCAACAAACAUCCUCUGGAAUCCACGUGCUUUUUUGCCAAACGUCCACCACUAUUGGUCGACCUUUCCACACUGGAGAACGACUAUGGUUGCGAUCGGUUUGUUUAUUGCCUCGAGAAGUUUCUUGUUGACAGAAGAAUGAGAAGGGAUGAUUAUUGGGACACACGACCUGGCCGAUACGAAGUCUACAAACGAUUCCAAAUUUCUGUUCCCCCUAUUCCCGAGGUUCCUUCCAAGACAUUCACCGACACCGUUCAUGCUACACCUUCCUCCAAGCACAAUCAUCAACAUGUACCUGCUCGUUUCGACACCGUACUUGCACAAGAGAAAUUAGACGAAGAUAGUCAUGCAGUUGGGCUCAAAGGUGACUUGAUUUGUGGUUACUGUUUAUGUUCCAAGCUCAUCUCCAAAUCGGAGGUCUGCGGGUUGGACAGGUUCGCGCCAUCUUCACUCUUCCAGAUAGCCUCGGCUUCUUCCCCCUUCCCCUAG